AUGAUGAAGAGAUUGUUGCUGCUGAGGCUUCAGGAGUCCAGAUUGAUCAACCAGAAGUGCAUGCACCUACUGUGGCCAUUCACACUUCACCAGUUGAGCUCGCACGGCAAGCUCGAUCGGCAGUUGAGCUUCACCUUCCUACCAAAGGUCAAGGAUCAAGGGAAAUUCACUCUCCCUUGCACACUUGGGCAUCUUGAGAUUGACAAUGCCUUAGUGGAUUCUGGAGCAAGCAUCAAUCUGAUCUCUCUCUCCAUGACAGAGAAGCUAGGCAUAGCUGGAGCCUUGCAGCGCCCUACUACUUCAAUCAUGUUUGGAGAUGCAACUUCUAAGUCUCCUCUUGGAGUGUUCAAGAACUAUCUCUUGAAAAUUGGAGAAUGCAUCAUCCAAACUGAUCUCACUGUGAUGGAAAUGGAAGAAGAGAAGGACUUACCUCUGUUAUUGGGAACCCCUUUCCUUAGUACAGUUGGCGCUUCAAUUGACUUUUACAAGCAAGAAGUGAUCCUUCACAAGGUGAAUAGUUUGGUGUCAUAUCGCUUGCAGCCUAGAGGUUCAGACUUUUGUGCAACAAUUGACAGUACCACUCUCAGUUCCAAGAGUCAUGGAGCUACAAAGGUUUUGAAGGAAAGGGUUGACAAUGAACCAAGAAUUGGGAAGGAUAAGGAUGAGAGAGGACCAAGGAUUGAGAAGCCACGUCUUGAGAGGGCUAGAGUUGAGAAACCACGAUCUGAUAGGCCAAGAGCUGAGAGACUUGUUCAAGCCCCUUGUGUGCUUGAUGAAGAGAGCCUUCAAGCUUUGUUUGAUGAGCCACUAGGAAGGGCUCUAAAAGAAGGGGAGGAUGCAGCCUCUAAGGCAAGACCAGGUGAUAAAAGAAAGGAUCCACCAGCUAAGGCCCCUUCAGUCAAGCCAUCUCAGCUCACAAUGACCUUGUUCCCCACCAAGUUGUAA
Molecule: messenger RNA, 945 nt
Organism: Microthlaspi erraticum
Lineage: Eukaryota; Viridiplantae; Streptophyta; Magnoliopsida; Brassicales; Brassicaceae
Source: the annotation of a GenBank genome assembly